AUCGCCUAAACGUCAAUUAUGUCAACUUUACCAAUCCUUCAACCCCGUCUCAUUUUAGGCUUAAGAACUGAUGUUAAAGGCAACGCCCAAUUCAUCACCGACGAAGAAAUCAUCUACCCCGUGGGGGCAGUUUUGACCAUCCACAACCUCAACCAAAAACGCCAAAAAUACAUCAAACUCGCUGAUAAGGGCAAAAACGUCACUGAAAUUGUAGUCAGUCCUAACAAAAAGCUGGUGGCAGUAGUCGAAACGGGGGAAAAACCCUUCAUAACCCUUUGGUGUCCUUUGACAUACAAAAAGAAACGCCAAAUUAAUCUCCCAACUGAUAAGGAAACUCUAUCUGAGAGGUUUACAGCAGUUGCGUUUACUUUUGACUCGAAAUACUUGGUUUGUGUGAGUGGGGAGCCUGACUGGACCUUGUACUACUUCAGAUGCGAUAAGGGCAAACUUGAAAGCAGUGCUAGGGCUAAUAAUAUAAGCAAUACGGGGUAUGUGAGGCAGAUUGCUUGCAACCCCAAUGAUGCUAAUCUCUUAGCCCUUGUCGGGGAUGGGCUAAUCCGAAUUUUGGCCUGCACUGACUACACGUGGAGACAAUACGGGUACAGUAAAGGGGACCAAUGGAACUUCACCUCAGCUGUGUGGUUAACUCAAGACAGACUUUUAGUGGGGACCCUCGAUGGCCGGCUUUUAGUCAUAGAAAGUGGAGAAUUAAAAUUUGUUUUUUCGGCCGCUGAUCUAGCAGUCAUGGACUUGAAACCAAAAGACGAACUCCAGCAAUCGUCCCAAACCAGUCUCAAAGUCCUCAGUGACGAUCUAAUCGACUCCAAGGAGGAUUACAGCAUCCGAUCCUUAAUCCAAUUCCCUCGAGGCUUCGCAUUCGGUUACUUGACCGGAACUGUACAUUUGUACGAAAUGGAAACACCUCACAAGUUCAUCAAAAGGAAUAUUUUCAAAAUCCCUGAUCAUACCAUAACCCGGGAAUACGAGGAAGAAGACGAGGGAAAAAUCACAAUCGUUAAUUGCGUUGCAAUUAACCCAACCCAAGGCAAACUGAUGGUCACUUGUAAGGAGAGUCAGAUUUACCAAGCGACUCUUUGGAUGCAAGACUCUGCAAUUACCACCGCUGUGGAGAGUUGGUUUACCGAAUAUGGGUCUGCCCUGCAUAAUGGACCCAUUGGGUCCAUGGCGGUGUGCAAUUGGAAGCCCAUUUUGCUCACAGCCGGUCGCAAUGACCGAACUUUGAAAAUCUGGAACUAUGAAACAGAGGAAUUAGAGUUGAUGCAAAAGUUUCAAGACGAUUUGUAUGGAGUUGCAUUGCAUCCAAGUGGGCUUUAUGCCAUUGUUGGGUUUUCGGAUAAGUUGCGAUUUUUGACUGUCAUGAUCGAGGAGUUUGAAAUGACUAGAGAGUUUAACAUUCGAGUGUGCAAAAUGUGUGUCUUUAGUAAAAUGGGUUAUUUGUUUGCUGCCGCCAAUGGGAAUGUUAUUCAAAUUUACUCGACGAUUACUUUCGAAAUGUUGUAUAAUUUGAAGGGGCACAAUGGGCGGAUUUUUGACAUGUCUUGGACUGCUGAUGACCGGAAAAUGGCCUCGUGUGGAAGUGAGGGGGCUGUGUAUGAAUGGGUCGUUCAGGAUUCGAAGAGAUUAUCUGAAACAAUAAUGAAACAAUGCGAAUUUAAAGGAGUUGCAAUUACCACUGAUGGAAGAUCAAUUUUUGUUGUUGCAAAUGAUGGGCAUAUCAGAGAGUUGAUGAAUUCGAAUGUUCAUAGAGAUGUAUUGGUCACAACGGCCGGUUUGGACUCAAUGGUGUUGUCAAAAAUCGACCAAAUGCUUUUCGUGUCUGGGAAUGGAGGAACUGUCUACAAUAUUAAGUUGCCAUUGUUGGAAAAAGCAGAGUAUCAUGAGUAUAGCAUCCAUGCUGAUGUUGUCACACAAAUGUUGGUGUCUUAUGAUGAUAAGUAUCUCUUUACUGGUUCAGAUGAAGGAACGAUUUGUUUUUGGAAACUGUUAAAUACUGAAGGGAAAGCUAUUAAAAUGGAUAAGGAUUUUCAGCCGUCCAAGGAUAUCCUCAUUUCGCGUCAAAUUCUUGAAGAACGAAUUGCCCAAACGAAGAAUCUUCAAAUGAGAUUGAAAGAACUUGAGUCGGAAUAUGCGUAUCAGUUGCGUCAAAACGACGUCGUUAACAGUUUGAGGAUGAAGGAGAUUCAUUCCGGGUAUUGUCAAGCCAUCGAGGAAUUAAAAGAAAAAAACGAACAACUCGAAAAUGAUCACGUGCAAGAGAUCCACAACAUCAACCUCGACAUCAAACAGAUGAAAUUGGACCAUGAGGAGUUUGUGCGCGAAUUGGAGGCCAACUACAACGAGAAAUUAAUUUUCGAAUAUGAAAAAUACCUGCGAUUGGAGGAGAAAAUGGAAAAGAUGCGACGUUACUACGAGAAAGAAUUGGACGAUUUGAGGAAAGCUAAGCAAGAAUCGGAGGAGAAAAUCACAAAUGGUUUUCUCGAAAAGUUGGAGGAGAAACAAAUGCAGUUUGAGGAGUUGGUUGAGCAAACUGCGCGUAAAACUAAAGCCCACGAAUUGAUCAAGCAACAAAUAGAGGAAGAUGCCGACCGAGAAAUUUACGAAUUGAAGGCGGCUCAUGCCAAAGAACUCAAAGAAGAGCAAGAGUUGAAUGUGAAGAUUCGAGGAGAAACGGCGAUUGUGAAGAAGAAAUUGAUUUCUUCGCAGAAAGAAAUUGACGAGUUGAAGAGUAAAGUCUAUACUUUGGAUCACGAUCACGCCAAAUUGAAGAAAACUAUCAUCAAUCUUGAGAAAGAUAUCGUCGAUUUGAAGAAGGAAAUCUCGGAACGAGACGCCACCAUUCAAGAUAAGGAAAAACGCAUCUUUGAUUUGAAACGGAAGAAUCAAGAAUUGGAGAAGUUUAAGUUCAUUCUUGACUUCAAGAUUAAAGAGUUGAAGUCACAAAUCGAGCCUCGGGAACAAAUGAUUCAAGAACAAACCGAACAAAUCAAUGCUAUGGUCAAAGAACUCGAGAAUUUGCAAAGAGUUAUCUUGAGUCUUGAUUUACAACUCCACGAGUUGAGAGAAAAACUCUACGCGUCAGAUUCCGAAGUGAAGAAACAAAUCGCGAAGAAUGCAGCAAUGAAUCGCGCUUUGAAGAAAAUUAAAACUGACAUUUUUCUCGCAAGUGGUCAAAUUCAAAAUGUUCCACUUUUAAUAAAAACAGUGAAGGAAAUGUACCACAAGUUUAACAUCGAUGAAGAUUUUGAACUGACUCAAGCUGAAGAUACAGAAGUGAAGAGCGAGUUUUUGAGACAGAGGGAGUUUUUAGAGAGAACUGUGUCAAGUCUUCAGAUGCAAGUCAAUAAAAGUACGUCGACUUUAAGUUCCGAUAAAGUGAAAUUGACUGAAGAAAAUGCCGUUUUGUUGGUCGAGACCAACAUGUUGAGGAAGCAACUUAAAGACGAGCAAAGAAGAAAGGACAAAUUGCAGUCGAUUCUGGGAGUGAAUCAAAAGUAUUUGCCCCCGAAGGUCGCAAUGGAGAGAGUGCAAAAUGCCACAGCGACUAGGGAAGAAAUCAGAAAGGAGUACAAGAAGACGAUUGAGGACAAUGAGAAGAGUAUGCAAGCCUUGAGGGAGGAAAAUGACCGACUUUUGAAUAAAAUUCUAGUGGAAGCGAGUAACACGACUGAAAUGUCGCCAGGAGGUGAAUUGUCAAUACAGGAUGAACUAAAUAAGACGUAUAAUCAAUAAAUCAA
Molecule: messenger RNA, 3755 nt
Organism: Tribolium madens (black flour beetle)
Lineage: Eukaryota; Metazoa; Arthropoda; Insecta; Coleoptera; Tenebrionidae
Gene: tous
Product: cilia- and flagella-associated protein 57
Exons: 8
Coding region: 19-3750 (1243 amino acids)
Molecular function (GO): protein binding
Source: RefSeq, a predicted model, not a curated record